GCGGCCGAUAAAGGGUGCUAGGCGGCGAGUAGCCCGGCAGAGCCGAGGAUGGGAGUAGAGCGGCGUCCUUGAGCAGCACUGGACUCCUCGCCUCUCAUUUCAUCUCGCUCUCGCCAACCAGCUCGCCCUUCCACCUGCUGGCCGCCCAGAACAUCUUCCACCAUGGCCACCUCAGCGAGUUCCCAGUUGAACAAAGGCAUCAAGCAGGUGUACAUGUCCCUGCCACAGGGCGAGAAAGUCCAGGCCAUGUAUAUCUGGAUCGAUGGCACUGGUGAAGGACUGCGCUGUAAGACCCGGACCCUGGACUGUGAGCCCAAGUGUGUGGAAGAGUUGCCAGAGUGGAAUUUUGAUGGUUCUAGUACUUUUCAGUCUGAAGGUUCCAACAGUGACAUGUAUCUCAUCCCUGCUGCCAUGUUUCGGGAUCCCUUCCGCAAGGACCCCAACAAGCUGGUGUUCUGUGAAGUUAUCAAGUACAAUCGAAAGCCUGCAGAGACCAAUUUAAGGUAUACCUGUAGACGGAUAAUGGACAUGGUGAGCAACCAGCACCCCUGGUUCGGAAUGGAGCAGGAAUAUACUCUGAUGGGGACAGAUGGACAUCCCUUUGGUUGGCCUUCCAAUGGCUUCCCUGGGCCCCAAGGUCCGUAUUACUGUGGAGUGGGAGCAGACAGAGCCUAUGGCAGGGAUAUCGUGGAAGCUCACUACCGGGCCUGCUUGUACGCUGGAAUCAAGAUUGCAGGGACGAAUGCUGAGGUCAUGCCUGCCCAGUGGGAAUUCCAAAUAGGGCCUUGCGAAGGAAUCAGCAUGGGAGAUCAUCUCUGGGUGGCCCGUUUCAUCCUGCAUCGUGUAUGUGAAGACUUUGGGGUGAUAGCAACCUUUGACCCAAAGCCUAUUCCUGGGAACUGGAAUGGUGCCGGCUGCCAUACCAACUUCAGCACCAAGGCCAUGCGUGAGGAAAAUGGUCUGAAGUACAUCGAAGAAGCCAUUGAAAAGCUGAGCAAGAGGCACCAGUAUCACAUCCGCGCCUAUGAUCCCAAGGGGGGCCUGGACAACGCCCGUCGCCUAACUGGAUUCCACGAAACCUCCAACAUCAACGACUUUUCCGCUGGCGUGGCCAACCGUAGCGCCAGCAUCCGCAUUCCCCGGACUGUUGGCCAGGAGAAGAAGGGCUACUUUGAAGACCGGCGCCCCUCUGCCAACUGCGACCCCUUCUCAGUGACAGAAGCCCUCAUCCGCACGUGUCUUCUCAAUGAAACCGGCGAUGAACCCUUCCAGUACAAAAACUAAGUGGACUAGCCUUCCAGUCAUCGAAACCUUCCUAGCUCAUCCCACUCCAGCUCUGCCCCGUUCCCCGUGGCCCUAAUUGUCUCAAUUGUAACUCAAAGGGUGGAAUAUCAAGGUCUUUUUCUAUUCCCUUGUGCCCAGUUAAUCUUGCUUUCUUUGGCCAGGAUAGAGGGGUCAAUUUCUUAAUCUCUUCAUAGCUAACCCCUUUUCCCAUCACUGAAGCUUCCUAGUGUGUUAGUGGGGAGGAAGAUGGGUAUGCAUAACCCUGCUGCCAUGUAAUCGAGACGCUUGGCCAGCAGGCAUGGCUGUCCGUACAGUGCAUGCGUGAGAAGGAGGGGGAGGACAUUUUCUUCAAGGUAGCAGAGAUUGACUGGUUAUAUUAGGACUUUCCCUCUCAGUGGAAAGCUGUUCCAUCAGAGGUUAUAACCAACUCUCUGAGAAGAGGGAGUUAGAGAAGGAGGGGUUGGGGAUAAGGAAGGAAAAGGCCUUUGGUCUCUUGUGCUUCCCUUGCUUGGGGCUACAUGCCCUCCCAGAACAUAAAGCUCAGAGUACAAACUGACCUUAACCGAAGAAAAAGGUCUUACUGCUUGAUCCUCCAUUUAUAACACAGAGUAGUAUUUUUAUAUUUAAAUUUAAAAACAAACAAAAAAAGUAUAUAUGGGUGUGUGUGGAUAAGUGUUUUUCUAAGGGAGAAAACCAUCCUGGUCACUGGGAGCCAGAUUGGAAGAAUCUAGUCUGGUUUAGAUGUAACCUGGAGGGGUGGUGGUGGGGAAGCAGUGCUUGAGAGGUUGGCUGUUCAAGGCUGUGGUCCCUUGAACAGAAACCCCUUAAGGGUUUCUCUGCCCUGCUCACUCUCCUGGGUGGACAGUCAUUAGUUACCAGGUGAAUAUUCAUUACUAGCAGCUACCCGAGCCUCAUAGCUUUGGUUUAAAAAACACACGUGUGCUUGUCCACACACGGGGUUUAGAAACAUGAGUUGGCUGGUCAACUUGAGCAUGUUACUGAUGGGAUAUUUGGGUAUUUUCUGGUGGGACUAGCAUGUCACUAAAGCAGGCCUUUUGAUAUAUUAAAGUUUUUAAAGCAAAACAAGUUUAGAUUUUAAUCAAAUUUCUAGGGUUUCUAUUCUAAUUUUAACAGAAUUGCUUUUUGGCUUCAGCUGUCUCCUACCUCUGGUCUUGGAGAUAGGGAUGGGGCUGGAGUCGAAAUACAUGUGAUUUUGUAUCCUGUUGUCUUCUCCCACUGCGGUAUCCUCCUUCCCUCUUGUUAAGAUUCCUGAGGAGUUAUAUUUUUCUUUUACAAUAGAAAACAAACCCCACCUUGACCCCAGCAUUUCUCCUAUUCUCCAGCUGUUUUCAUGUUGGCUGCAGCAGACUGGCUGUGGUUUCUCUUGCCAUGACGACUUCUAAUUGCCAUGUACAGUAUGUGCAGGGUUAGAUAACUCCUCAUGUAAACAAACUGUAACUGCCCAGAGCAGCACUUAUAAAUCAACCUAACAUUUAUAAGA
Tupaia belangeri chinensis (Chinese tree shrew) is the source of this 2785-nucleotide messenger RNA. RefSeq names its product glutamate-ammonia ligase (gene GLUL). Gene Ontology annotation, molecular function: glutamine synthetase activity. Gene Ontology annotation, cellular component: cytoplasm. The transcript has 7 exons. The record is from RefSeq and is a predicted model, not a curated record. Lineage: Eukaryota; Metazoa; Chordata; Mammalia; Scandentia; Tupaiidae. The coding region runs from base 163 to 1284 and encodes 373 amino acids.